Ectocarpus siliculosus is the source of this 2787-nucleotide messenger RNA. The record is from the annotation of a GenBank genome assembly. Lineage: Eukaryota; Phaeophyceae; Ectocarpales; Ectocarpaceae.
AUGUUCUACCACAAGAAGAGUUCCUUCUUGUCGACAAUUUCAGUUUCGCUCUCUGUUGCAGGCCCCAUCCCGCCUGAGCUGGGAAACCUCUCAGCACUGAAGCUUCUCCACCUUGGCCGAAACGAGCUUAGCGGUCCCCUCCCGCCGGAGCUGGGAAACCUAGCAGCACUACAGCAUCUCAAACUUGCGGGCAACCAGCUGAGCCCCAUCUCGCUUGAGCUAGGAAACCUCUCAGCACUGAAGCUUCUUCACCUUGGCCGAAACAAGCUUAGCGGUCCAAUACCAACGGAGCUCGGGGACCUCACCGACCUGAAGGUGCUUGGGCUGAGCAACAACAAACUUACAGGCCCCAUCUCGCCGGAGCUGGGAAAACUCGCUGCGCAGCAAACCCUCGCCCUUUCGCGAAACCAGCGUACCGAACUAUGGCACGCGCUCGGGCAGGACGAGGCUGUUUCAAUGGAAGCCCGGCCAGGUGACCUUCCGGUGCCACUAGCCUCUCUUUUGGACCGCCUUGAACGGAUUGCCCGUUUGCAUCUUGCCCAAAACCCGUGGGAGUACCCUCCCGAGGCAAUCGUGGCGGGUGGUAUACCGGCGGUGAGAAGGUACUUCGAAGCCAUCUACAUGGGCGGCACUACCGCUGUGACCCGACCUCUCAAGGUCGUCAUCGUUGGAAAGGAGACUGUUGGAAAUACCAGUUUGCGGCGCAGCAUCAAGACCGGGAGGCCGUGCAUGACCAGAGGGGGUGGUGUAGAGAGCACUGUCCAAGUGGAUGUCGAAGACCACGAUGUCGAUGGUCACCCGAUUUGGAUGUUUGAUUGUGCCGGCCAUGUUGUUUACUACGGAUUGCUCCAGCUGUUUCUCACCCCUCGUGCUGUGUAUCUGCUGGUAUGGGCUGCGGCGAAAGCCUGCGAGAUGAAAGGGUUGGACCUUGAAGACCUUGCGAUUGCUCCCUGGCUACGAUACUUGACGUUCCGCGUGCCGGACGCAAGUGUGAUACUUGUGGGAAACAAGUGUGACCGCGUGGUGAGGACCAGGCGUACCGCAGUAGCGGUUGACGUGGAACAUGAGAGCCGCCAAUGGCUGGAGUCCUGGAUAGAGAUUGCGCGCGGACAUCAACCACGCGGAAUUUCGUUGGAAGAUGGCGUCAGUCUCGUGAGCUGUGCGCCGUCUGAUCUUGGCGUCAUAGCACCAUCAUUCGGUGGGGGAUCAGGCUGGCCCUGCGACAAGAGUACGCCGGGGCUUUUCCAUCGCAUCAUAUACAACUCUGCCGAUGACAUGAGGGCUGUUACCAUGCGUCUUCCCGAAAGCUAUCGACUCGCCCUUGAGAUGCUGGAGGAGCUGGCGUCAUGCAGUAGGAGCAAGACCGAACAACAAACCCGCGGCAUCACCAGAGCGAUUUUGCAGGAAAAGUGGCAAGCUGGGGUGGCUGACCUGAACCGAGCCGGAACGCCAGUAGCGGCCCCGGACGCGGCCAUGUCUGGCGCGAUCUUGAUCAGGAAGUGGGCGGGGGGACUGGUGGAAUACGGCAGCUACGUCUUCCUCGACGUCGAAUGGUUUGCCACAGUUCUGGACCCUUUGUUUUGUCACAAGCGAGAUUCAUAUGGAAACAUCGACCUUGGUGGCAUCAGGGUGGUGGACGUUGACAGCUUGGACCGGCUGGACGAAGAACAUGUUUUGGAACCUCAACUCGCUGAAGAGCUGUGGGGCCCAGAGCUCGCACCGCAUCUUCUCCUGGCUUUGAAGAGUGCAGGGCUGACGUUUCCCCUACCGAAUGACUCCAAUGGGGGCUUGGUUAUCCUUUUGCGCAUGGACACGAAGCCGCCACCUGAGUAUGGUAUCAAGCUCAAGGAAGCAGAACAAGUUAACAAUUUCGACCUGAGGCUUUUUGUGGAAUGCUCGUUCAGUCUAGGGUUGCAUCCCGGCUUUGUCGAGCGUCUCCUGGCGCGGUGCUGUCACUUGGGCCUUCCGUACCCCUUCUGGAGAUACGGGGCUCUGAUAGUGGGUGACGGCGCGGAAGAAGGGCUGUUUUCGCUGAGUUUAGAGUACUCUGAGAAAGAUAAGAUUCUGACGGUCGAGGCGUUCGGAGGGUGUACGGAGGUCUUCGCGUGGGUGGCUCUGUCGAAAGUCCUCUCCUUCCCUGGUUUACCCUGCCGGACAAUUUUUUUCUGCCCACUCCACAAGACCAACCGCAUGAAGAUCAGGACUAAAGAUGCACGGCCUGGAUCCUGCUUGGUCGGGGAGAGUGACUUUUGUAAACUAUGUCAGGACCGUUCGGCGGCUCUAGGCCUUGUGGCGGUUGCUCUUCAGGUUGUGGAAAUCUCAGACGAGAAGUUCUUCGAUGCACAGCUCCGUGAGCAGUUCGCCGAGAAGGUGGCUCUCCAGGGUUGUGCGUCAUGGCCUGGAAGCAACUCCGAGAACAGUUCAAGCGGCCAAGCUCGUGCACAGACUAGGUCGAGCAGCCAAGCACCUGCACGGACCAGUUUAAGCAGCCAAGGUUCGCGGACUCCAUGGUAUCAGGACGUGAAGACAUUGGUAGGCGGUGCCAGUGUGGCAUGCCUCACUGUCUUUGGGGUGUUCCAUGCCGAGGAAGAUGACGACCCUCGUCUAUGGGGAGUGUUUCUGGGCAUUGGCAUGUUGCUAAUUGGAGUAGAGUUUGGUUUAAUUGCCAGGGAGUACAAGCUUUUGUGCUUCACGCCGAGGGCGGAGGCGGCGAGAGCUGGAAAUGAACACAAGUGUGUAGACCCGGUUGCUUGUCUGAAACAGGACUACGUGAGUUGUUGGCAAUGA